Messenger RNA from Rattus rattus (black rat), 648 nucleotides. Its product is annotated as 60S ribosomal protein L7-like. Bases 74 to 622 code for a protein of 182 amino acids. Gene Ontology annotation, cellular component: cytosolic large ribosomal subunit. Gene Ontology annotation, biological process: maturation of LSU-rRNA from tricistronic rRNA transcript (SSU-rRNA, 5.8S rRNA, LSU-rRNA). The transcript has a single exon. The record is from RefSeq and is a predicted model, not a curated record. Gene Ontology annotation, molecular function: RNA binding; structural constituent of ribosome. NCBI's taxonomy places the organism in Eukaryota, Metazoa, Chordata, Mammalia, Rodentia, Muridae.
GAAGACACUGCGAAAGGCAAGGAGGAAGCUCAUCUAUGAGAAGGCAAAGCACUGUCACAAGGAGUGCAGACAGAUGUACCGGACUGAGAUUCGCAUGGCUAGGAUGGCAAGGAAAGCUGGGAACUUCUAUGUGCCCGCAGAACCAAAAUUGGUCUUUGUCAUCAGAAUCAAUGGAGUGAGUCCAAAGGUGCGCAAGGUGCUGCAGCUGCUUCGUCCUCGGCAGAUCCUCCAUGGCACCUUUGUGAAGCUCAACAAGGCUUCAGUGAACAUGCUGAGGAUCGUGGAGCCGUACAUUGCAUGGGGGUACCCCAACCUGAAGUCAGUAAACGAGCUCAUCUACAAGCGAGGCUAUGGCAAAAUCAAUAAAAAGCGCAUUGCCUUGACAGAUAACUCCUUGACUGCACUACCUCUUGGUAAAUUUGGCAUCAUCUGCAUGGAGGAUCUAAUUCAUAAGAUCUAUAUAGUUGGGAAAUGCUUCAAGGAAGCAAAUAACUUCCUAUGGCCCUUCAAACUAUCUUCCCCACGAGGUGGCAUGAAGAAAAAGACACCUCACUUUGUAGAAGGUGGAGAUGCUGGCAAUAGGGAAGACCAGAUAAACAGGCUUAUUAGACGGAUGAACUAAGGUAUUGCCGUGGUAUUUUUAUAAUC